Camelina sativa (false flax) is the source of this 465-nucleotide messenger RNA. The record is from RefSeq and is a predicted model, not a curated record. NCBI's taxonomy places the organism in Eukaryota, Viridiplantae, Streptophyta, Magnoliopsida, Brassicales, Brassicaceae.
GACAGGGGUUUGAGUCAAGAACCGUCUUUCCCGCUCUUGUUCACUCUCCUAUAUAAAUGCCUCUUCCUACUGGCACAAGCUCUUCACCACUACUCUUACUCUUCAGUUAGUUCCCAUUUCGAUAUCAUGAAUUUCAACUACUACGAUCAAGAUACCAACGAGUUUUGGUCCUCAUUUUCCCAAUCCUUCGUUGUUCCAGACCCUAGAGAUGAGUUUUAUCCUGCGAUAAGAAGCCCGAUAACGGCGAUGCCUAUAUCGAUGGCCGUUGAUGUGCCGGCUGAGCCAUGGAAGGUCCUUGAAGACGGUGAUAAUGAUAUUGCACUGUGGAAUAAUGCUGCAGCCGAAGUUGAUGCUAAAAACAAUGAUGAGCUGCUUCAAGCCAUAAUUGCUUGGAAACCGAUGGAGGAGGGUAAGGAGAAGGAGAAGGAGAAGGGGAAGGAGAGGAGAAGGAAGAUGUUGCUGUAG